GCCCAUUUAGACUGUCUAUAGAUCAGUGCUUCCGACACGUCAGAUUCUGUCUUGCUCGGUCAUAUUUCGACUCCUUCGUCAUCGCAUACCCUCGGAGAACGAUCAACCGACGACACCAACCACCAUCAUGGCGAACGUGUACUUUCCCUACUCCAAGGCGCCUCUGCGCACCAUCAAGGAGAUCCAGUUUGGUUUGUUCUCACCCGAGGAGAUCAAGCGGAUGAGUGUGGUCCAUGUUGAAUAUCCGGAGACGAUGGAUGAUCAACGGCAACGGCCGCGCACAAAGGGUUUGAACGAUCCACGCUUGGGAACAAUCGAUCGGCAAUGGAACUGUGAAACUUGUGAGGAAGGCCAGAAGGAGUGUCCAGGACAUUUCGGACAUAUUGAGCUUGCCACACCGGUUUAUCAUAUCGGUUUCUUGACUAAGAUCAAGAAGCUGCUUGAGACGGUCUGCCACAACUGUGGCAAGAUCAAAGCCAAUACGUCCGACCCCAAGUUUUUAGAAGCCCUGCGCAUGCGAGACCCCAAGAGACGAUUCGACCACAUCUGGCGACUGUCCAAAGACGUUCUUAUCUGCGAAGCCGACCCUCCCCCGGACGAUGACGAGCCCUUCUCGAAAGAGAACUCCAAACCCGUUCGGAUGCACGGUGGUUGCGGUAAUGCCCAACCUCAGAUUCGUAAGGAAGGUAUCACUCUUGUUGGAACGUGGAAGCCGAAUAAGAUGAUGGAUGAGAUGGACAUGCAGCAACCUGAGAAGAAGGUUAUCACCCCACAGGUUGCGUUGAACGUUUUCCGUAACAUCUCUUACGAGGACGUUCGUAUCAUGGGUUUGAGCAAUGACUAUGCCCGUCCCGAGUGGAUGAUCAUCACCGUCUUGCCGGUUCCCCCUCCUCCUGUUCGUCCCAGUGUGCUUGUCGGCGGCAGCACCAGCGGCCAGCGUGGUGAGGAUGAUCUGACAUAUAAGCUGGCUGAAAUUGUCAGAGCCAACCAGAAUGUUCAACGCUGUGAGCAGGAAGGCGCCCCAGAGCACGUCGUGCGCGAGUUCGAGUCGCUCUUGCAGUACCAUGUCGCCACUUAUAUGGACAACGAUAUCGCUGGUCAGCCGAAGGCCAUGCAGAAGUCGAAUCGCCCAGUCAAGGCUAUUCGGAGUCGUUUGAAGGGUAAGGAGGGUCGUUUACGACAGAACUUGAUGGGUAAACGUGUGGAUUUCUCUGCACGUACUGUCAUUACUGGUGACCCCAACUUGUCUCUUGAGGAGGUCGGUGUUCCGAAGAGUAUCGCGAGAACCUUGACUUAUCCCGAGGUUGUCACACCCUACAACAUCGAGAAAUUGCAGACUCUGGUCUCGAACGGUCCGAACGAACACCCGGGUGCUCGGUAUAUUGUCCGAGACAAUGGCGAGCGCAUCGAUCUUCGUCAUGCCAAGAGAGCCGGUGGUCAACAGUUGUUGUACGGAUGGAAGGUUGAGCGUCACAUCAUGGACGGCGAUGUCAUUCUGUUCAAUCGACAGCCCUCUCUUCACAAAGAGUCCAUGAUGGGUCACCGUGUUCGCGUCAUGCCCUAUUCCACUUUCCGGUUGAAUUUGUCUGUCACUACCCCUUACAACGCCGAUUUCGAUGGUGAUGAGAUGAACUUGCACGUCCCUCAGAGCGAGGAAUCGCGCGCGGAAUUGAGUCAACUGGCAUUGGUCCCCAUGAACAUCGUGUCUCCCCAGCGAAACGGUCCGCUCAUGGGUAUCGUGCAGGAUACGCUGUGUGGUAUUUACAAGAUUUGCCGGCGUGAUGUCUUCUUGACCAAGGAUCAAGUCAUGAACAUCAUGAUGUGGGUUCCUGAUUGGGAUGGGGUGAUUCCUCCCCCGGCAAUUCUGAAGCCUAGACCUCGCUGGACCGGAAAGCAGAUGAUCAGUAUGGCGCUUCCUUCUGGUCUUAACCUUCUGCGUGUGGACAAGGAUAACUCGCCGCUUUCUGAGAAGUUCUCGCCUCUGGCUGACGGUGGUCUUCUUAUCCACAACGGUCAACUGAUGUAUGGUAUGUUCUCUAAGAAGACGGUUGGUGCUAGCGGUGGUGGUGUCAUCCAUACUAUCUUUAACGAGUAUGGUCAUGGUACGGCUGUUGCUUUCUUCAAUGGUGCGCAGAGAAUUGUCAACUACUGGCUUUUGCACAACGGUUUCAGUAUUGGUAUCGGUGACACUAUCCCCGAUGAGCUUACGAUCCAGCGGAUCGAGAACUGUGUGCGCAACAGAAAGAAGGAGGUCGAGUCGAUCACUGCAAGUGCUACUGACAACACUCUCGAGCCUCUACCCGGUAUGAACGUCCGUGAGACCUUCGAGAGUAAGGUGUCUCGUGCUUUGAACAACGCUCGUGAUGAGGCUGGUAGCGAAACCGAAAAGAGUUUGAAGGAUCUGAACAACGCCAUCCAGAUGGCGCGGUCCGGUUCUAAGGGUUCGACUAUUAACAUUUCCCAGAUGACUGCUGUGGUCGGACAACAGUCAGUCGAAGGAAAGCGUAUUCCUUUCGGAUUCAAGUACCGUACCUUGCCUCACUUCACCAAGGACGAUUACUCUCCGGAAUCCCGUGGAUUUGUUGAAAACUCUUAUCUGCGUGGUUUGACCCCCACUGAGUUCUUCUUCCACGCCAUGGCUGGUAGAGAAGGUUUGAUUGAUACCGCUGUUAAGACCGCUGAAACCGGUUACAUCCAACGUAAGCUGGUCAAGGCUCUUGAAGAAGUCAUGGUCAAGUAUGAUGGCACUGUUCGGAACUCUUUGGGUGAUAUCAUCCAGUUCAUCUACGGAGAAGAUGGUCUUGAUGGUGCUCAUAUUGAGAACCAGCGGGUGGACAUCAUCAAGUGCUCGGAUGACAAGUUCCGUGAUCGUUUCCGUGUCGAUCUGAUGGAUCCUGAGCGCACCCUGGGACCAGAGGUACUGGAGCAGGCCAACGAAAUCGCAGGUGAUGUCGAGGUCCAGAGACAUCUGGAUGAAGAAUGGGAGGAUCUUCUUAAGGAUCGUGCAUUCCUUCGCUCUGUGGCAAAGGAAGACGAGGAGAUGAUGCAGCUCCCGAUCAAUGUGCAGCGUAUUCUGGAAACCGCCAGAACUACAUUCCGGAUCCGCGAGGGUACCAUCAGCGAUCUUCAUCCCGCUGAGGUCAUCCCUCAGGUGCGUUCUCUGCUGGAUCGCUUGCUUGUGGUUCGCGGAAAUGAUAUCAUUUCGCGUGAAGCUCAGGAAAACGCGACAUUGCUUUUCAAGGCCCAGCUUCGCAGCCGUCUCGCGUUCCGCAGAUUGGUUACGGAGUACUCCAUGAACAAGCUGGCAUUCCAGCAUGUUAUUGGAGCUAUUGAGAGCCGAUUCGCCAAGGCUGGUGCCAACCCUGGCGAAAUGGUUGGUGUGCUUGCUGCUCAGUCCAUUGGUGAGCCUGCCACGCAGAUGACACUGAACACUUUCCACUUUGCUGGUGUCUCGUCCAAGAACGUCACCUUGGGUGUUCCUCGUCUAAAGGAAAUCCUAAACGUCGCUACCAACAUCAAGACGCCCUCUAUGACGGUUUACCAGGAAGCUGCUCGGUCAUUUGACAAGGAGGGUGCCAAACAAUUGCGUAGCGCUGUCGAACACACAAGCUUGCGUUCCGUUACGGAAGCAACCGAGAUCUACUACGAUCCCGAUAUCCAGACUACGGUCAUCGAAAACGAUCGGGAUAUGGUCGAGUCCUACUUCAUCAUUCCCGAAGAUGUCACGGAUGAUGCGUCGCGCCAGUCCAAGUGGUUGCUCCGUAUUAUACUCAGUCGGCCGAAGCUUCUGGAUAAGGGUCUCACUGUGCAGGAUGUCGCUUCUAGGAUCAAGGCUGCCUACCCCAAGGAUAUCGCUGUCAUCUUUAGUGAUAACAACGCCGAUGAGCAGGUUAUCCGUAUCCGUCAGAUCCAGGAUUACAAGGAGGACGAGGAGGAUGACGACAUUGAAUACGAUGUUACGCUUAAGAAGUUGGAGCAGCAUCUCCUUGACACUCUUACCCUCCGUGGUGUUCCCGGCGUCGAGCGGGCAUUCAUCAACGAGAAGAGCAAGGUCAGAGUUCUGGAAGAUGGAUCAUUGUUCGCUAGCAAGACCGACCCGCUUUGCAAGGAGUGGGUUCUCGAAACAAGUGGCUCGUCUUUGGGUGAGGUUCUGGCAAUCCCCGGUGUCGAUGCUACUCGCACGUACUCCAACCAGUUUAUCGAGGUUUUCGAGGUGUUUGGUAUCGAAGCCGCACGGACAGCUGUUCUUCGCGAAUUGACCCAGGUGCUUGCGUUCGACGGUUCUUAUGUCAACCACCGCCAUUUGGCGCUGCUGGUCGAUGUCAUGACUGUACGAGGCUACCUGACACCCGUCACUCGACACGGUAUCAACCGUGCUGAUAACGGUGCACUCAUGCGUUGUUCGUUCGAAGAAACCGUCGAGAUUCUGUUGGAAGCGGCCGCUUUCGGAGAGCUGGACGAUUGCCGUGGUGUUUCUGAGAACCUUAUUUUGGGCCAGAUGGCUCCUGCUGGUACCGGAGAGUUCGAUAUCUACCUUGACCAGAACCUCAUGAACACUGUCGUGUCGAACAAUGCUCGCUUUGGUGUUAUGGGAGCGAUCGGCGCCAAGGAUGCCAUCAUCUCCGACGGUGCUGCUACUCAGUAUGACACGGGCUCGCCUAUGCAGGAGAGUGCUUACAUCGGCACUCCCGACCCCGAGUCGAACUUCUCUCCCAUUCGCCAAGCCGGUGCCGAGACUCCUGGUGGCUUCACCGAAUACCAGCCUACUGGCGGCUUUGGAGGCGGGUUCAGUCCGGCAGCUACAAGCCCAGCUGGCUAUUCCCCCAGCAGUCCGUUCAGCGCGAACCCGACGUCGCCUGGCUACUCCCCGACCUCGAGUUAUUCUCCCACGUCACCGGGUAUGGCUAUCACCAGUCCUCGUUUCAUGUCGACGUCUCCUGGGUUCUCCCCAGCGAGUCCGUCAUUUGCUCCGACAUCACCAGCAUACUCUCCUACCUCUCCUGCGUAUGGCCAGGCAUCUCCCACGUCGCCAUCGUACUCGCCAACUUCGCCAGGGUUCUCACCGACGUCGCCGAACUACAGUCCUACUUCACCCAGUUUCAGCCCGGCUUCACCGGCCUUUAGCCCAACCUCGCCUAGCUACAGCCCGACAAGCCCUGCUGUUGGUGGUGUUGGCCGGCAUCUGUCACCCACUUCUCCUACCUCACCUAAGUAUACGCCUACUUCGCCUGGGUGGUCUCCUACGAGCCCCCAGACGUAUUCUCCUACAUCUCCCAACUUUGCCGGCUCGCCGACGUCACCUGGAGGACCAACGUCUCCUGGCUACAGCCCGACGUCGCCGGCUUUCAGCCCUACAUCUCCACGCCAGUGAAAUCCUAAGAUGGUUGCUUUGCUUCUUUCUGACCUUCGCUGUAUCAUUGUACUAUCACCUACCUCCCAGACGACCCCUAAGAGGAACAAAAGAAAAAAACAUCUUGCAUUGUAUGUUGCGGAAUUGGUUGGUUAUUUCAUGCAGAAUUUGGGGCGCCUGUAGCCUUUCCCUUUCACCCAUCCGUUUUUAAAC
Molecule: messenger RNA, 5563 nt
Organism: Aspergillus neoniger CBS 115656
Lineage: Eukaryota; Fungi; Ascomycota; Eurotiomycetes; Eurotiales; Aspergillaceae
Product: DNA-directed RNA polymerase II core subunit RPO21
Exons: 5
Coding region: 128-5371 (1747 amino acids)
Biological process (GO): transcription by RNA polymerase II
Cellular component (GO): RNA polymerase II, core complex
Molecular function (GO): DNA binding
Source: RefSeq, a predicted model, not a curated record